AUGUUUUAUUAUCGACAACUAAUUUUAAUUAAUUUUUUUCUCGUGUAUUUAUCAGCAUCAUCUCAACACUCAGGUCAUUUAAAACCAUUUGGUUCAUCGGGUCCUUUUGAACAAAUUGAUAAAUUAACAAACGAUUUUCCUGAUCCAAUAUUAUUUUUUGAAAAUUAUGCUUUUAAAUCACAUCCUGUUCUUUUUCGACAAGUAUUAGCUAAUGAUCUUUAUUUAUCUCUAUGGAAUAAAGAUAAAAAAUUAAAGAAAUUAUUUUUAAAUAAUAAAGAAAUUGUUCAUGUUGAAACACGAAAAAAAGAAAGUCGAAAACAAAAUAUUUUAACGAUGACUAUGACUGAUUUUUUAAAACGAUAUCAAUCGGAAGAACUUUAUCUUGUUGAAGAAGUACCAAAAUUAGUAAGACCAUAUUUUACAUUACCUAAAUGUCUUCAAUGUGAACCCGCUAUAGAAACAUUUCAAGUUGCUAUGCUGUGGUUUAGUUCAGGCAAUACAUCAUCAGUUGUACAUACAGAUGAUUAUGAUAAUAUUAAUUGUGUUUUACAAGGUGAAAAACAAUUUAUUCUUAUCGAUCCUCAUACAUACAAACACGUUGCUUCACAGAUUAUUGACAAUCCUAGUGGUUCAUUUUCAUCAAUAGAUGUUGAUCGUGUUAAUUAUGAUAAAUAUUCUUCUCUCGAUAAUGAUAUUCAUUAUUAUCAAAUGAAUUUAAGUCGAGGUGAUUGUCUAUUUAUUCCUGCAUUAUGGAUUCAUCAAGUUCGUUCAAGUGAUCGUAAUAUAGCGGUAAAUUAUUGGCUUAAUCAUGCACGCGUUAAGAAUGCUGUUAUUAAUCAAAAUACUUGUGAAUUAUUAAAGCAGUCGAAUUUAAUGACACUUGAUACAAUAACAUGGCCAAAAGAGUUAUCAAAUCUUGAAGGUUUACAAGAUUUUAUGUUUGAUCUUAUUGAUGAAGGUGCAACAAGUUUUAAAGACUGGACAAGAGAAUUUUCAAAAGAUCUUAAUUUUGAUCUGCAUUCUAAUACGGGUAUAAUUACAUUAUUUGCAGAGUUUUUUAAUAUGAUUGAUACAAAUGAAAAUGGUUUUAUAACCGUUAACGAACUUGAACUACUUUUAGAUGAUAAUAAUAAUAUGACAGCAGCUUUUGAAAUUCUUCAAGAUAUAGUUAAUUUAAUCGAAAUAAAAUCAGGCAAAGAUGUACAAUCAAAUAAUCAAAAUAUAGAUGAACUAUUAUCCGGUGACGAAACUGAAAAAGAUGAUGACAUUAAUCUUAAACAUGAAGAUUUAUAA
Adineta steineri is the source of this 1293-nucleotide messenger RNA. Lineage: Eukaryota; Metazoa; Rotifera; Eurotatoria; Adinetida; Adinetidae. The record is from the annotation of a GenBank genome assembly.